Mollisia scopiformis is the source of this 1350-nucleotide messenger RNA. RefSeq names its product Actin/actin-like protein. The transcript has 2 exons. Gene Ontology annotation, molecular function: nucleosome binding. NCBI's taxonomy places the organism in Eukaryota, Fungi, Ascomycota, Leotiomycetes, Helotiales, Mollisiaceae. Gene Ontology annotation, cellular component: Swr1 complex. The record is from RefSeq and is a predicted model, not a curated record. The coding region runs from base 1 to 1350 and encodes 449 amino acids.
AUGUCCCCAGCUCAUCGACGAACGAAAUCAUCCGGCCCUGCACCUCCAGCUAAGACACUCGUCCUUGAUAAUGGCGCCUAUACCAUCAAAGCAGGCUUCUCUGGACCGGGUAUCAAAACACCAACACCGUCCAUAAUACCCAACUGUCUGGCCCGCGAUCGUGAUAAGAAAGUAUACAUAGGAUCCUCGUUAUCAGCCUGCAAAGACUUCAGCGAGAUCGUUUUUCGGAGACCAGUGGAGAAAGGGUAUCUGGUGAAUUGGGAAGCGCAGAAGGAGAUCUGGGAGCACGAAUUCUUUGAUGCGAAAGCGCCUCUACACUGCGAUCCCAAGGAGACUGGAUUGAUAUUGGCCGAGGCUCCAAAUACUCUGCCCGCCCUGCAAACUUUCUGCGAUCAAGUUGUGUUCGAAGAAUUUGGCUUUGCCAGAUAUCUUAGAUGUCUAGGGCCUCAACUUAAUGCCUACAAUGACAUCCAAUCUAUCUUCAAACCUCCAGCUCGCUCACCGGACCUCACAUCGAUUCCUCCCGCCGAAAUCCUCAUGCUCGUCGAUAGCUCUUACUCCCAUACGACUGUCACCCCUCUCCUUCUUGGCCGGCCCAUACAACCAGCCAUCCGAAGACUCGAUGUUGGGGGAAAACUCCUUACAAAUUACCUCACUCGACUGCUUUCUCUCCGACAAUAUGAUAUGCGGAAUGAUACCUACCUUGUCAAUGAAAUAAAGGAGGCCACAUGCUACGUCUCGAAGGAUUUCAAGGCAGAUAUGGAACAGACAUGGAAAGGCCCCAAAGGGGAUCGCAGAGCAACAUACGAAACUGGUGGCGGAAUAGCGAAAGAUUACGUUCUGCCAGAUUACCAUGCUCUUACGAAAGGCUUUGUGCGAGACCACGAUCCUGAUGCCGCCACGAAGCUCAAGGAGCUGACAAAGGGGAAACCGAUUGGUGCAUCAGAAGAUGUUCUCACCCUCCGAAACGAGCGUUUUACGGUGCCAGAACUUCUCUUCAAUCCUUCCGAUAUUGGACUACGGCAAAGUGGUAUUGCCCAGCAAAUACUGGACAGCCUUUCUACAGUUCCGAUGGGACUGUGGCCAGGAUUCCUCGCAAAUAUCAUUGUUGUGGGAGGCAAUGCAAACAUUGAAGGGUUUAUUAUCAGACUCCAGAUGGAGAUGAGGGCUUUGGCGCCGGCUGAAUGUUUUGUUCGAGUCGCCAAAGCCAUCGAUCCGAUUGUGAGCACAUGGCAAGGAGGAGCGUAUCUCGCCAGGGACGAAGACCAGCUGGCUUCUUUGAGUGUUACGAAAGAGCAGUACGAAGAAUAUGGGAGUGCAUGGGUUGCAAGGAAGUUUGGUGGGAGAUGA